AUGGCUCACAACAGUACCGAGCAUCGAUCGUAUGCGAACGAGCGACCCGCGUCGUUGUCAGGGUCUGGCGAGACGACAGACAUCGCUACGGAUCCUGCCAGUGGAGGAAUAUUUGCAGCUGAUUAUAAAAAACAUGAAGAUUUAAAGCAAAUGCUUGAUAGUAACAAGGAUAAUCUUAAGCUGGAAGCGAUGAAAAGAAUCAUUGGGAUGGUGGCUAAAGGCAAAGACGCUUCUGAUUUAUUUGCAGCUGUAGUGAAGAAUGUAGUAUCUAAAAAAAUAGAAAUUAAAAAGCUAGUGUAUGUUUAUUUGGUGCGGUACGCUGAGGAACAACAAGACUUGGCGCUGCUGUCGAUAAGUACAUUUCAAAAAGGUCUCAAGGAUCCCAAUCAGUUGAUCAGAGCCUCAGCUUUGAGAGUUUUGUCUAGUAUACGAGUACCAGUUAUUGUACCUAUAAUGAUGUUAGCCAUCAAAGAAGCCGUCAAUGACAUGUCACCGUAUGUAAGGAAGACUGCUGCACACGCCAUUCCAAAACUCUACUGUCUUGAUCCAGAGUUAAAAGAACAAUUGAUUGAGGUGAUUGAAAAGCUGCUAUCUGACAAGACAACUCUUGUUGCAGGUAGUGUUGUGUACUCUUUUGAAGAGGUCUGUCCAGAGAGAAUUGAUUUAAUUCAUAAAAGUUAUCGUAAAUUGUGCAAUCUUCUUAUCGAUGUUGAAGAGUGGGGCCAAGUUGUUAUUAUUAAUAUGCUAACAAGAUAUUCCAGGACACAGUUUUUAGAUCCUAACGCAGGGGAGGCUGUUGCCGAGGAUCUUCCAGAGAAUUUUUACGGAUCUGACGACUCUGACAAAGAAGAAACUAAUGAGGCUGUUGUGGUUAAUGUAAAGAAACCAUACGUCAUGGAUAGUGAUCACCGACUGCUGUUACGAAAUUGUAAACCGUUGUUGCAAAGUAGAAAUGCAGCGGUUGUUAUGGCUGUAGCACAGCUAUAUCAUCACAUAGCACCUAAAAGUGAAGUGGGAAUUGUAGCUAAACCAUUAGUAAGACUAUUAAGAAGUCACAGGGAGGUGCAAUCCAUCGUACUUAGUAACAUUGCUACCAUGAGUGCCAAGCGACGAGGGAUGUUUGAACCAUUCCUGAAGAGCUUCUUUGUCAGAGCCAACGAUCCAACUCAUAUAAGAUUAUUAAAACUGGAGAUCCUAACAAAUUUGGCAAGUGAGACCAGCAUAUCAACGAUACUUCGAGAGUUUCAGACUUAUGUGACAAGUGCUGAUAAGAAUUUUGUAGCUGCUACAAUCCAGGCUAUUGGACGAUGUGCGAGCAAUAUCGCUGAAGUCACUGAUACGUGCCUCAAUGGACUGAUGGGACUCAUGUCAAACAGAGAUGAAUCUGUUGUUGGUGAGAGUGUCGUCGUGAUGAAAAAAUUACUACAGAUGAAUCCCACAGAACACAAAGAAAUUAUCCGACAUUUAGCACGGUUAACUGAGUCUAUUUCUGUGCCGAUGGCCCGUGCUAGUAUUUUAUGGUUGAUUGGUGAAUAUUCAGAUAGAGUACCCAAAAUAGCACCUGAUGUGCUCCGUAAAAUGGCAAAAACAUUUAUUACUGAAGAAGAUAUUGUUAAAUUACAAAUUUUGAAUCUAGGAGCUAAACUCUACUUAACCAAUUCUAAGCAGACCAAACUUUUGUGUCAAUACGUACUGAACCUUGCAAAGUAUGAUCAGAACUAUGAUAUUCGGGACCGAGCUAGAUUUCUCCGACAGUUAUUAUUUCCAAGUGAGAAAGGAGGAGCCCUUAACAAGCACGCAAAGAAGAUGUUCCUGGCCUCCAAACCGGCCCCCGUGUUAGAAUCACAGUUCAAAGAUCGUGAUCAGUUCCAGUUAGGUUCCUUGUCUCAUAUUAUCAACUCAAAAACCAUUGGGUAUCACGAACUGCCAGAAUUUCCAGAAGAGGCGCCAGACCCGACAGUACGAAAUGUAGAGAUGCCUGCCCCAUGGGAUGAACCAAUGUCCACUGGUAAGAUAUUCAAGAAAAUGAAACCUAGGAAAUUCUACUCUAGUGAUGAGGCUGAAGAAAGCAAUUCAGAAAGUGGAUCAGACAGCAGUGACUCCUCAACGACCUCCUCGGAUUCCGACAGCGAUUCUGACAGCUCCAGUGAUGAAGAGAGUGAAGAGGAAGAGAAAAGGAAAGUCAGAAAGAAGAAGAGAGUUGUGACGAAGUUAGACGAGGAUGAGAGCAUUGAGAGUAACAGCGACUCAUCGUCUUCUUCAUCUUCAUCAUCGUCUAGUGAUAGUGAUUCGAGUGAGGAGAGUAGCGAAGAGAGUGACUCAGAUGAGAAUGAAAAAAUUAAACUCCAGCCUAAAACGAAAACCAAGCCAGUAGCAUCACCAAAGAGAGAAGGAAAGAAACACAAAUCAUCCGACAAAACACAACAAUCACAAGUGCAGCUUUUAGACUUUGAUGAUAUUGGUUCACCCCCUAGUACUGUAACUAAUCAUAUACAAGACCAGAGUGUAUUGGUUCCAGUGUUAUCAUCAGAUCUGCAGGGUUUAUCACUGAACAAUGUGGGCAAUAUUUCUGUCACCACUGCCAUGAAGUCGCCAACACAGACGCAUGAAUUGCUGAAUCGCAUGCACGGCCAGGGUCUGAGCGCGGUCUAUAGGUUUACAAGGGGGACGUGUAUAUACUCCACGACUAUGGUGCCGAUUGAGUUGACGAUUACAAAUACCAGUGAUGUGGUUAUCAAAUGUAUAAAAAUGGGUGAAACUAAGCUGAAAGGUGACAUGAAAAUACAUCAAUUUCAAGAGAUUCCAUCGUUGGCUGUCGGGAAAUCAGUCAAUACAUCUUUAGGAAUUGAUUUCGCGGACACAACUCAACCAGCAAACUUUGAAAUCUGCACUGAAACUAGGAAGUUCAACGUGACAAUCAAUGCACCGGGUAGGAGUAAGCUCCGGGGCAUGAAUGAGAAUAUUGGCAAAGUGGAAAUACCGGCCGCUAACAAUGAAAGGAAAAAAAUCAUAGAAUGCAUUGCCGACGUGGCCAACGUACAAGUAGUUCCACUGUCUGACUUAGAGGAACAAGUUUACCGGUUAGCUGGUCGUACAGCGUCAACAGGAGCUCUAUGUCUCGUCAGUGUGAAGUCUAAUGACAGCGGAGAGGGCUCCAUUACUGUGAACUGUGAGAAAAUGGUGAUAGGCAAUAUGUUAGUCAAAGACAUCAAAAAUUCUCUAAGUAAAGUGAAAUGAUAUUCAUAACUUCAAAACUCAACAAAAGCUGUCUUGAAUGUCUUAGACUUAGAAUCUAAAUGUUGGUCUUUUUCUCACUUUAAACUGUUUAUCCUCUCGUGUAUAUCAAGAUCUAGGACUACCCUUGCAAUAGCUAAUGGAGCAGAACUUUUAAAAUUGUCUAUAUGCAUUAAUUUUCUUUAAUUCAACCUGCUCCUUUUAAAGCGUCAUCUUCGCAACAUAGGUAAUGUAUUAUUCACAUGUUGUAAACGUUGCAUGUGACCCAUAGCGAACAUGACCCGGCACAAUAACUGUGACACUUUAUCCCACAUUAAAAAAAAAAAUGCUAUCAUCUGUACUUGAUGCGCUUGUCUGUAUUUUUGUCUUCUCUCUUGGUUGUUGAUAUUUUUUAGAUAAUGUGAUAGUAUCACAUGCAAAAGCAUUUUGUGACAUUGGAGCCUGUUUUGUAAUUGUUAGUUGUGCAAUGUUUAUAUUGAACAAGGUAUUUAUUUAUUAAAAAUGAAACAAAAACUGUUGUUGGUGCAAUCUCUUGAUUGCCCAGCUGAUGCAUUAUACUCCUAAUCAUGAUUCUGUAAUGUCUCCAUCUUGUAGUAAAUUCUAAUAGCUUUAUGGAUUUUAUAACUUUCUUUUCUCUAAUGUUGAGGGCGCUUUACUCAACCAACUAAAGGCACGAGUUUCUGGGUAAGCUUAACUUCAAUAAAUACUAUCACUAUGAAUAAAUAUUCAUAUUUUUGUCACUCUGUGACACCAGUGCUCUAAACACACUUGCAACUUUCCUUGGUCUCACCGAAACUAUCUAAAACUAACAAAAUUGUUCACAUUCUGACUUAGAAGUGGUGAUAAUCUGGUUAUAUCUGUAAAAAUUGUUGCGUAGUCUUACUAUAUACUGUAAAACACAUUGAAAUAGCUACAUGCCAUUUUAGCUAAUUUGACCCAAUGCAUGAAUUAACAAAAUCUUAAUUUAGCUAAAGUGUUAAUAAUCUCAUUGUAAUAAUAUACUUUAUUUUAAAUUAGCGACUUCUUGAAUUAGCAAACUUUACAGAUUAGCUUAAAAUAGCAUGCUAGCUAAAAAGACAGGUUUUACAGUACCUUCAGUUGUAUUUACCUUUUUUUAGAAACAUUUCUGAUAAGUCUCAUUUACA
This is a messenger RNA of Saccoglossus kowalevskii, 4379 nucleotides long. Its product is annotated as AP-3 complex subunit beta-2-like. The record is from RefSeq and is a predicted model, not a curated record. Gene Ontology annotation, biological process: intracellular protein transport; vesicle-mediated transport. NCBI's taxonomy places the organism in Eukaryota, Metazoa, Hemichordata, Enteropneusta, Harrimaniidae. Gene Ontology annotation, cellular component: AP-3 adaptor complex; membrane coat.